Messenger RNA from Hemicordylus capensis (graceful crag lizard), 1945 nucleotides. It is a transcript of the gene TRMT13, whose product is annotated as tRNA methyltransferase 13 homolog. NCBI's taxonomy places the organism in Eukaryota, Metazoa, Chordata, Lepidosauria, Squamata, Cordylidae. The transcript has 11 exons. Gene Ontology annotation, biological process: tRNA methylation. The record is from RefSeq and is a predicted model, not a curated record. Bases 51 to 1472 code for a protein of 473 amino acids.
GGGGGGGGGAGCGAGCACCGCAGGAGGCGUGAGAGUGACAGCGAAGCAAGAUGGCGGCGGAGCCCGUCGUGUCGGUUUCUCCUCCAGCUGAGCGAUGCGCUUAUUUCGUCGAGCGGAAGAGACGCUUCUGCAAGAUGGUCCCGGCCCAGGGAAGGCGCUUUUGUGGGGAGCAUGGCGACCAGGAGGAAGAAGAUGGCAGGAAAAGAAUUCCCUGCCCUUUGGAUCCAAAACAUACAGUAUAUGAAGAUCAGCUACAAAAACACUUGAAAAAAUGUAAUUCAAGAGAGAAGCCAAAGCCUGUCUACUUUGUUCAAGAUAUUAAUGCAGGAUUGAAAGAUGCCACAGAAUUGACUGAAGAACGGGAGGUACCAAUUUCUGCUCUGUCUAAAGAAAAGUUAGACGACUUAACUGGAAAACUAAGAAGAGCAAGUGACAGUAUAAAGUCUGUACUUAAGGACCAAAUUCUUUCUCAUCAUGCCUUAGAAAAGGCCCUAAAUGAUCCAAAAAAUGGAGAUGCUGCUGUUAAGCAUUUGAAGCAACAGGCUUCUAUUUUAGGUAACAUGGACAGACUUCAUUUGCUUGGACCAGGGAGAUGUUUUGUUGAAUUUGGAGCUGGACGAGGAAAGCUGUCCCACUGGGUUGAUAUAGCCUUGCAAGAUGCUAAAGAUGUUCAUUUUCUUCUUGUUGAAAGGGCAACCACCAGAUUCAAGGUAGAUGGCAAGCACAGAAAAAAUGGAUUUGAAAGACUUCAAGUUGAUAUCCAGCACUUAUGUUUAAAUAAAGUACCUGUUCUUGUGAAAGAGAAGCUACCAGUGAUAGGAAUUGGCAAGCAUGUCUGUGGUGCUGCAACAGAUCUUGCUUUGAGAUGUUUAGUUGAAACCUAUGCAGAACUCUCUGAUAAAAAGGAAGGUCCUGCACCUAAACGCUUCAAGAGUGAUGGAACCCAUGUAGCUUCUCAUUAUCCUCCUGAUGAAACAUGUGGCAAGUCAGUAACUGAGAACUGGAGCCCCGUGGCUGGAAUUGUGGUUGCACUAUGUUGCCAUCACAAGUGUAACUGGAAGCAUUAUGUAGGCCAAGAGUUCUUCACCUCAGCAGGACUUGGGGCAGUGGAAUUUAAUUAUUUUAAAAGAAUGACAAGCUGGGCCACUUGUGGCAUGAGAGAAACUGCAACAAAAACCUCUACAACUUCCAUGAAGAAUGAAGAACAAAGCAGUGAGGCAGAAGAACUUGAGCAAGAGUACAGAAGUGUAGAGAGCAGUUUAGAUAGUCUGCAACGGCUGCUAACCAGUGAGGAACGAAAGCAGAUAGGUCGCCUUUGUAAACUGCUGAUUGAUCAUGGCCGGAUUGAAUAUUUACAACAGAGAGGGUAUAAAGCUGUAUUGCAGCACUAUACAGAUCUCAAUGUGUCCUUAGAAAAUGUGCUUUUGACAGCUGUACCAUGUCAGUCUUCAUUAUGCCCCUCAACUGCAUAAAAGAGGAUGUUAUAGUGGCUGGACAUAUGCUCUGCAGAAACUUUCCAAAUUUCUGUUAUGCUUACCACAUAGGUAUUGGUUUUUGCAGUCUUCUCUGGAACAAGAAGGAAACACCAAUUCAUUCCUCCACAAUAAGAAAAGAUUACAUCAUCUUUGCCAGUGAAAAUGGGUGCUGUUCAGUCUAGUAACUCCGUUAAUAAUUGCUUUCCAGUAAUAAUAAAAACCAGCCUGGCAGGGGUUUUUUCUUACUUGUUGAUGGCAGUAUCAGCAGCUAGAAUAUCAUUUUCCAUAUUUUCUGAAAGAGAAGAAGUUUAAAUGGAAGAAAUCCACUUGCCAAGAGACUUGUUUUAUAUACUGUCAAAUUAUUAGUAUUCUUGAUCAAUUUGUUCAGUUAUACCAGUUAAGAUGAGUUUAACCCCCUUUAACUGCUUUUGAACUCUUGUUUUUGUAGAAGAAUAAAACACUUAGGCUAA